Bombus impatiens (common eastern bumble bee) is the source of this 913-nucleotide messenger RNA. RefSeq lists its product as uncharacterized. The record is from RefSeq and is a predicted model, not a curated record. The coding region runs from base 24 to 521 and encodes 165 amino acids. The transcript has a single exon. NCBI's taxonomy places the organism in Eukaryota, Metazoa, Arthropoda, Insecta, Hymenoptera, Apidae.
UUUAAUAAAUUGUUAAUAGGAAGAUGAAUCGCCUGGUUAUCGUACUUACCCUCAUCAAAAUAGCAUAUGGCCUGGUAGGAUAUGACUGCAAUGGCAACCACCUCAACGUUACCACUAUCUCUCUAAACUCCAUCGGUGACUGCAGCAUACAGCCUGCGAUGACUGAAACCCAAGAUAUUUAUAUUCAACUAUUGCAACUCUCAGAAUUCGAAUUUACCAGCGUAAGGCAAUGCAAGGUGCAAAUAACUCGAAUUAUAUAUUACUGCGGCAUGCACUCCCACAUGUCGGCAGUGCAUAACGGAUUCGGCGAAUACCUCCAUGAAACAACCGCCCAACAAUGUGCAAGGAUGCACCAAGACGGCACGUUUUCACUCGGGCCACAAAACCUUAUAGUAGGCCUAAAGGAUAACGCAACAGAAACAAGCUCGCUUGUCCUAGCCAACAAGUUAACAGACGACGGCAGCUGCCAGGGAACGCAGUAUGUAGACCCAUAUGGGAGCUGGGAAAAGGUCGUCGUAUAAGCCACAGUAAGGAUAAGUUUAAAAUCAGCAGUUGUGCCAGUACGGAUCGAGGCGAACAAAAUUAUACUGAAAUCAGGAACGGUAUGUACCUUUAGCGAAGGAAACUGUCUAGACGCUGAAGACGGAUACACUUAUUGGCAACCACAACCACCCUCACCAUGCAAAUUUGAUCAAUACGAUGUGCUAUAUGAAGGAAUUGCUACAAAGAUCCAGGAAAUAAAAACCAACAGGGAAUCAGCACAACCAGUUUACGCACUAACAACGCAGGAAGUAACAUUUGCACUGACCAAAACUGGAGAACAGCCACUGUGUGGAUAUACCCUACUAUCCACUGAACAUCCCAAAUUAUUCCUGUUAGAAACAACAAGAGGAAAUACGUUUAUCUCCAAAAG